Messenger RNA from Aspergillus vadensis CBS 113365, 1914 nucleotides. Its product is annotated as sugar porter family MFS transporter. The record is from RefSeq and is a predicted model, not a curated record. The transcript has 3 exons. Gene Ontology annotation, molecular function: carbohydrate:proton symporter activity. Gene Ontology annotation, biological process: transmembrane transport; carbohydrate transport. Bases 142 to 1698 code for a protein of 518 amino acids. Gene Ontology annotation, cellular component: membrane. NCBI's taxonomy places the organism in Eukaryota, Fungi, Ascomycota, Eurotiomycetes, Eurotiales, Aspergillaceae.
CGACUAUGUUAAAUAUUCGUAUGAUCUCCGGGAAGUGAGACUUUCGGCCUCUCCCUUGGUUCUCUUUCUUUCCCUGGGAAUGCCCUGUGCUGCUAGGAUCAAUUGUCAAUUGCCUACCAGUCUUUGGACAAUCCUCCCACAAUGAGUCUCCUCAAGAACUAUCGCGUUUACCUCCUCACAGCAGUGGCCUACUCGGGGUCACUUCUCUUCGGCUAUGAUACGGGUGUUAUGGGAAGUGUUCUUUCACUGACCAGCUUUAAGGAAGAUUUUGGAAUACCGACUGGCUCUUCUGGCUUUGCUUCCUCCAAGAGCUCCGAAAUCUCAUCCAAUGUCGUGUCCUUGCUGACCGCGGGCUGCUUCUUCGGCGCCAUCUUCGCUGCCCCCCUUAACGAGCGCAUUGGCCGACGCUAUGCACUGAUGAUAUUCACCGUCGUUUUUCUUAUCGGAGCCGCUGUUCAAGUUGCUUCGAAGCAUCACAUUGGACAGAUAUAUGGUGGCCGUGUCAUAGCUGGCUUGGGAAUUGGUGGCAUGUCCAGUAUCACGCCUGUGUUCGUGAGCGAGAACUGCCCCCCAAGCAUUCGAGGCCGAGUUGCUGGGAUGUUCCAGGAGUUUCUGGUCAUUGGAAGCACCUUCGCCUAUUGGCUGGAUUACGGUGUCUCCCUGCACAUUCCCUCAAGCACGAAGCAAUGGCGUGUCCCCGUCGCUAUCCAGCUGAUUCCUGGCGGUCUUAUGCUCCUCGGCCUUUUCUUCCUCAAAGAGUCUCCUCGCUGGCUGGCUGGUAAAGGACGACACGAAGAAGCUCUUCAGUCUCUCGCAUACAUCAGAAACGAGUCUCCUGAUAGCGAAGUGAUCCAGAAAGAGUUUGCUGAGAUCCGAGCAGCCAUCGAUGAAGAGGUAGCAGCUACCGAGGGGCUGACAUACAAGGAGUUCAUCCAGCCGAGUAACCUCAAACGCUUCGGAUUCGCCUUCACUCUCAUGCUUUCACAACAAUUUACGGGCACCAAUUCAAUCGGAUACUACGCUCCUGAGAUCUUCCAGACUGUCGGACUUAGCGCGACUAACUCGUCUCUUUUCGCUACUGGAGUCUACGGAACUGUGAAGGUUGUCGCGACGGCUAUCUUCCUGUUCGUCGGUAUCGACCGUUGGGGUCGGAAGCUCAGUCUGGUCGGCGGAUCCAUUUGGAUGGCGAGCAUGAUGUUCAUCAUUGGCGCUGUAUUGGCCACGCACCCUCCCGACACAAGCGCCGGUGGUGUCUCCCAGGCUUCUAUCGCCAUGGUAGUCAUGAUUUAUCUCUACGUGAUCGGCUAUUCAGCUUCCUGGGGUCCUACCCCCUGGGUGUAUGUGAGCGAGAUCUUCCCGACACGGCUACGUUCAUACGGUGUCGGUCUGGCAGCCACAUCCCAGUGGCUCUGGAGUUUCGUGGUCACUGAAAUCACCCCCAAAGCCGUCCACAACAUCGGCUGGCGGACUUUCCUCAUGUUUGGUAUCUUCUGUGUUGCCAUGUGUGUCUUCGUCAUCGUUUUCGCCAAGGAGACCAAGGGCCGCAGUCUCGAGGACAUGGACAUCCUCUUCGGCGCUGUCAACGAGGCGGACCGUCGUGCUGCGGUGGAACAUACCAUGCACAAGCGCGGCUCUUCCCACAUCGAGGACGUAGAUGAGGAGACUGAGCGUGUUCGCCAUGAGCAGGACAAGGUCUAGCUGGGCUAGAUCAGUCCUUGUAUGAAUGAUAUAUGUAACCCGUCUCUGGGUAUGACUGGAUGGUUUUAAAGUUGGGCGAAUCAGCAUAGAUCUAGAUGUUAGAUGGGGGCUUAUAAAUUGGUCUUCAUAGAUUCGGGCUUUGUUUUCACUAGGAUCUCGAGAUGAUUCUAACACCGGCUGGACUGACGUUGUGUGAUACUAUGCAUGUUUCCUUUU